Molecule: messenger RNA, 4124 nt
Organism: Asterias rubens (European starfish)
Lineage: Eukaryota; Metazoa; Echinodermata; Asteroidea; Forcipulatida; Asteriidae
Product: importin-13-like
Exons: 27
Coding region: 294-3173 (959 amino acids)
Biological process (GO): protein import into nucleus
Cellular component (GO): cytoplasm; nuclear membrane
Molecular function (GO): small GTPase binding
Source: RefSeq, a predicted model, not a curated record
GAUUUGCCGUCUUAUUGUGUUCCUUCUUCACUCAGUUCUUAAAAGUAAAGAUUCCUCAUCAUUAAGAGUGUUUGCGGGAAGAAGUCUUAUGGUAACGAAUAUGGAUAUGGAGGUUACAGUUGUCUAAGAUUGAACCAAACCAGGAACCAGGCCGUUAACACCUGAUGAUAAAGUGUUUCCUUCAAGCUGGAGAGGUAGAGUGUUUUUUAUUUAGUCGCCCAACGUGACGUUGACCUUCCAGACGGUCUUGGCAGUGUUGCUGGAUUUAUUGACAGCAGUUUGGUCCAGGAGGGAUGGCUACUUCGUCCCAGUCAAGAAAUGAUUCUACACUGGACAUCGAUGUGGAUAACAUAGAAAAGGCUAUACAUCAGCUUUAUUAUGAUCCACACCCUGGGGUAAAGGACUCUGCUCAGCGAUGGCUGCUGGUGGCGCAACGCUCACAACAAGCUUGGCAAUUUUCAUGGACACUUCUGGCCCCAGACAAGGCCACAGAGGUCCAGUAUUUUGGUGCUAGUGCCCUCCAUACAAAGAUUUCCAGAUACUGGAUUGAGGUGCACCCUGAACAGUAUGAUAUCCUACGCACUCAGAUAUUCAGACAGAUCUUUGCAUUCGGUGCUGGAGCCAGAAUUGUGUUGACUCGGUUGUGCGUAGCAUUAUCAUCCUUUGCCCUAAACACAAUGCCUGAAGUAUGGCCGGACGCAGUCAAAGGUAUCAUUGAUACCUUCCAGCAGACGGAUAUACCACAGUUAGACGCAACUCACAGGUGUACAGCCUUACUGGAGCUCUUGACAGUUCUCCCAGAAGAAUUUCACACAGCACCCCUUCCUCAGGGUAGAAAAGGAACGGUGCGUCAUGAAUUGGAGAACGGGCUUCAGCACGUCAUGCCUCUCCUUAAGACGCUCCUUGAGCAGCAAGAUUCACCCGCGGCAGUCCGCCUCCAAGCUCUGAAAUGCUUCUCAAGUUGGGUCCAGUUGAAGGUUCCGCUCAAUGACAUCGACCCUAUCACGGAGAUGUUAUUUCAGCUACUACAGGAUCCAGAGCUCUUUGAUCUAUGCAUCGACUCGCUGAUCAACGUCGUGUGUCAGCCAAUCGCAUUUAAAUAUCCGCUUUCAAUUAGGAAAGUAAUCAAGCAAGUAUUGCAACUACAGGAUCACUUGUCAUCAGCAGUGCAAGACAAGGACAUGGAUGUGGUUCAGGGUAUCUGCCGUCUUGCCGUCUCGCUGGGAGAAAACAAUGCUAAGAUCUUACUGGAGUCUAAAGGAGAAGAUCGGCAACAGGCAGUGGAGUUCACUAACCUUAUCAUUGGUUUUACAGCAUUACCAGGCCACUACCCAGUGGAUGAAAGCAUCAGUAAUAUACCAUUUGGAUUCUGGUACAUCCUUCAAGAUGACAUCGUGUCGUCGGAUCAAGAGGAGUUUCAGGAGUAUGUUCGAGUCUUUGCUCCAGUCUACAUGCAUCUAGUUGAGGUCAUGCUGACUAAAGUGCAGUAUCCACCGGAUGAAGAAUAUAACUCAUGGAAUGCAGAGGAAAAGGAGCAUUUCCGAUGUUACAGACAGGACAUCGGUGACACACUAAUGUACUGUUACACACUCCUGAGGGAGCCUUUAUUAAAUCAUCUCUAUGCAAUACUGAGUCGGAUUCAGGAGCAGCAGUUACCAUGGCAGCAAGUUGAAGCGUGUUUAUUUGCGUUCCGAUCCAUCGCUGAGGGCGGGGAUUACGGGGACGAUCAAUGCGUGACCGAUCUACUGCGACUACUUGCUCAAGUCAAUAUGUCACAUACAACAUUAGCAUCAACUGCCUUAUACAUGCUAGGUGCCUACUCGGAGUGGUUAGCGGAUACACCAGAAGCCUUGGGAACUGUGAUUCCCGUAUUACUCUCAGGUCUAAAUGACUCUGAGCUGGCUGCCCCAGCCACCAUGUCCCUCAAAGAUAUCUGCUUUGAGUGUCGUAAAGAGAUGAAGCCCUAUGCAGAGACAAUCCUCAACGCUAGUCAAGAAGCACUCAGAAGGAAUACUAUCAAAGCCAGGGAGAGUAUACGACUCAUGUCCAUCAUUGGUUUUGUCCUGUCGACGUUAUCGUUACAAGAGAUUCUCAGCUACCUUCAACUCAUACUCACCCCUCAGCUUCAGAUCCUGGAAAGUGCAAUUAAUGAACAGCCUACCCCAAUGACAAAAUCAACCAUUCUACUAAAAAUUAACAUGUUAUCCAACCUGUGCUCGACCCUUGACCUUAAACGGCCUGACCGAUCAGAAGAAGAGGAGGGGUCAGGGUCAGGGACUCGACAGCUGCCGACGCCCGAUGAGCCUCAGCCUGUCUUGCUGAUCUUACAGCAGACGCUGCCGAUCCUACAGAAUCUACUCAGUGUGUGGAUAUUGGACGUAGGCGUUGUUGAGGCAGUCUGUGAGCUGCUUAGGAGAGCAAGUCGUACACUUCUUGAUGAUCUUCAACCAAUGGUACCUCAGUUGGCAGAGCUCAUAGCAACGAUAUACAACGCUCUCCCACAGUCUGCGAUUCUAGACCUUGCCAGACAGAUUAUUAUCCUAUUUGGGAGUAGCGAGGAUGUCAGCACAGCGGUGGGAGCCAUGUUUGUUCAGCUCUCAUCAAAGACAAUCAGCCUCUUUCCUGCAAGAGCAAGGGAACACACUGAUGUAGUAGAGACAUUCAUGGGAGUAUGUGGCAAUCUGUUGAAAAAGCAAAGCAGUGUGUUUAUUCGUGAGGGUUGUAAUCCUGCCGCUAUAUUCCAGUGUGGUUUAAUGGCAAUCACUCUACCAGAGAACCCAACAGUGAAGAGCACCUGUAACUUCUUUAUGUCCUUCAUUGCCCAAUCCGAGAACAACCCAGUUUUAGGUGAAGUGUUGACGCAACAUGGCCGCGCUCUCGUAGAGCUUGUCCUUAAGGCUAUCGGUGGAGCAGCCCCUCGCACCGUCGUUGAGACCUUAGCGGACGUCAUCUUCAUCUUGAACAAGCACAGCUUCACUCACAUCAACAACUGGCUGAGAGAACUCAUGGUGAGUCCAGAUCUCAACCUCCCACGAGUCACUAAAGAUCAACGAGAACAAUUCGCUAAGACGAUACUCAGAAAUCGUGUUAACAAGCGUCAAGUUCGUGAUAUGGUCACCGAGUUCAGUCUCAUGUGUCGCGGUCUCCACGGGACGGAGUAUGCCGAAUAUUGACUAAAAUGCGCAAACUGGAUCAAGAACAGCGAGUUUUCACCAGCGGAUAUCCUCGGUCAGUGAAAUUUUUUACAAAUCAACAAAUAAACAGCUCUCAGCUUUUCUGGAGAGCAUAAAGCGGGUCAAGACAAGACUGCUCCACACAUGGUUUUAUGGCUGGUAACCUUUCUGAAAAGCAACUUGUAAAUUUGUAAACAUUUUUACAAAUAAAGAGUUCUCAGCUUUUCCGGAGAGUGUAAAGUGAUUCAAGGCACGACUGCUUCACAGAAGUUUUCGAACAAUCUUUUUAGAGGUGCUUUUUUUUUUUUUAAAUCAAACAAUAUUGCUUAACAAGUUUCAUGCUAAGCAAGAACAAAGCAGGGAACCAGGCAGAAGCAGUGCACUUGGUAAUGGUUUUCUGGAUGGUAACCUUUCUGAAAGGCAACUUUGUUUUGUUCUUAACUUAAUUUUUCUUAUGGUAAAAGUGCUUCUGAAAAUUUUUACCCAUGUUUUGGUUUUGAGUGAAAGGCUGUGUCUGAGUAGCUAUUGCUACGGAUAGAUUCUUAAUGUCAUCAUGCGUUGAGGUAUAGGAUGCCCUGCCCUUAGCAAUACCCUUUGCAGUUGUAGUCUUAGCCAAUUCGGAUUCUGCCAUAGAUCAACCAAAAGUACAGUUUUGAGUUUUGAAAUAAGAGAUUUUCUUCUGUGAUUUUCAACAACCCGAGAUCAGCAACUUGGUCUUCUCUGCCAAUCCCAAGAUUUUUCUGUUCUUUAGUAAAAUGUAGAUGCUCUCAUCUAAUUUCUUGUCAAGUAUUGUUUUUUUUGGGGGAAAGUCUUAAUUUCUGACAUAUUGAGCGUUAAACCAGGUGCAGGGAUCAGAAAUUUCUGACUUUAAUCCGAAGUCACAUUUUUGGCUGCUUGGCUAAGAAACAAAAAAUGCUGUAACCAUUUUGGAUUACAUGACACUACAUGCAA